CAGACCGUCGAGAAGCAGAGCGUUCAGAUUUUCUCAGAGGAGACGCAACCCGACGCCCUGCCGCCGCCGACAUUCGAGGAGCUCGGCCUCAGCCCGUCGCCCGAGAGCCAAGCAGCGGCGGCGCCCUCGGCGUCAGCCGAGGCCACGGGCGCGCCCGUCGAGACUCCAGCAGGCGCGCCUGCGGCUGACGUAUUCACUGAUAUGCUCGCAUCAGAGCUGGAGAGGAUGAACGUGUCCCAGACGCAGCAGGCGGCCGCGCAAUCCAUUCAGAUGGUGGACCUCGACUCGCAGCUGAUCGAGCUCUUCAAGCAGAUGCAGGGGCAGGCUGGCUGGGGAGAGGCAGAAGAGGACGAGGCUGGCUGGGGAGGGGGCGUGAAGGAGGCCGACCCAGUGCUGGAGGCAUGCAAAGCUGGUGGAUGGUAUGUGAAGGCCAAGACUCCAAUAUACAGGCGUUUCCGGCUCUGGCUGAAGAACCACCAGUCUGAGAAAGAGGAAUGCGAUUUGAUGAAGGGCCACGAGGCCGAGCAGUAUCGGGCUAGGUGGGCCAAGAAACGCUACGACGAGUACAACGAGACCCGCGCCGAGAUGCAAGAGACCAGGCAGUCUAAGCGCAAG
Molecule: messenger RNA, 615 nt
Organism: Prorocentrum cordatum
Lineage: Eukaryota; Dinophyceae; Prorocentrales; Prorocentraceae
Source: the annotation of a GenBank genome assembly